AUGUUUGAUUGCCUAGAGGUCUACGACAAGGAGUUGCCAAUGGACCCAGUACGACUGAUGCAUGAGUUGUAUCCGGACCUGAAAAUCUCUGAGGUUGAGUGCUUGUCAAAGAACAGUGCAAGUGAUAACUCCAAUGUCGCCUCCUCUGGGAAAAGAGAAGAUGUGCAGGUGGCUGGUCAACGCGUUCGUGUGAUGGCCAAGUACAAGGGUCAAUGGUUGAGUGGGGAAGGCAUCAACGUCCGCACCGCAAAGCUGAAAAUUGCUGAACGGUUGGGUAUUGGAUUUUCUUGA
Molecule: messenger RNA, 291 nt
Organism: Hydatigera taeniaeformis
Lineage: Eukaryota; Metazoa; Platyhelminthes; Cestoda; Cyclophyllidea; Taeniidae
Source: the annotation of a GenBank genome assembly